AUGCGGAAAGUGAUAGUAGUUGAUGGUACAUUUUUGAAGAAUAAAUACAAAGGGGUUCUACUAGUUGCUACAGCUGUAGAUGGUAAUUCCAAUUUGUAUCUAAUCACAUUUGAAAUUGCUAAUUCUGAGAAUGAUUGUUCAUGGGAGUGGUUUUUUAUGCAACUUAAGAUGGUUAUAGCUGAUGAAGAAGGUUUAUCAUUUGUGUCAGAUAGACAUAGAUCGAUUACUAAAUCAAUUGGAAACAUCUACCCAUUGGCUAAACAUGGUAUUUGGAUCCACCACUUGAUUAGUAAUGUGAUAACAUAUAAUAAGGACAGAGGUGUCGCUGGUAUGGUUGCAAAAGCAUCAAAAGCUUAUAGAGUUGCUGAGUUUGAGAAAGAGUUUGCGCGAAUUAACAAUAUUAGUCCUGCUAUUGGAAGUUAUCUAGAGGAAGUCAAUGUGAGAAAAUGGGCUCGCCGUCAUUUUCUGGGUUAUAGAUAUGACAUUAACACCAACGCUGCAGCUGAGUCAAUCAAUGCAGCUUUGAGGUCACCCAGAGAGUAUCCACUAAUUCUUUUGUUAGAAAGCAUCAGAGAAAUGAUGACACGCUGGUUUUAUGAGAGUAGAGAGUUAAGUGCAAAGCAAAAAUAUCCUUUUAACUGUUGA
Molecule: messenger RNA, 645 nt
Organism: Camelina sativa (false flax)
Lineage: Eukaryota; Viridiplantae; Streptophyta; Magnoliopsida; Brassicales; Brassicaceae
Molecular function (GO): zinc ion binding; nucleic acid binding
Source: RefSeq, a predicted model, not a curated record